Rotaria sp. Silwood2 is the source of this 1056-nucleotide messenger RNA. NCBI's taxonomy places the organism in Eukaryota, Metazoa, Rotifera, Eurotatoria, Philodinida, Philodinidae. The record is from the annotation of a GenBank genome assembly.
AUGAGUCGAUCUAUUGUUCAUCUUCUGGAUCUGCCUAAUGAAGUAUUACUUAUCAUUUUAAGACAAUUGAAUAAUAUUGAUGUUCUUUAUUCAUUAUUGGAUAUAAAUAAUGGACGACUUGACAUUCUUGCACGAGAAAAGACCUUCACUAAUAUUCUCAAUUUUGUACCAGUUUUCAUGAAACGUAUUCUUCUUGCCACCGUCUAUCCAAAUUUAACUGAACUUAAACUCUUCAAUUUCGAACAACAAAUCGUUUUGAAAUAUUUUACAGAUGAAUCAUCACUUCGAUCUGUUUUUCAACAACAAAUUACAAACCUUAUUCUUGUUAAUAAUGAUAAGAGCGAAAAAGGUCGAAAUAGAAUUAUCGAUGGUACUUGUGUUCAAAAUGAUAUUCUUGUUUAUCUGUCACAACUUCAUUCAUUCGCUUUCUAUAUUAGUACUUAUAUUGACAUUCGUGAUUUAUCUCGUGAAGAUAUCCAACAAACAUUAAUAAAUAUCGGACAGCAAGAUGCGACUAGUAUCGUCAGUUAUAUUAGUACAUACACAGUUGCAUGUUCAAUCUUUUCCCUACCUUUUGCAUUUGAUUAUCUUGUAGAUCUUGGCAAUAUAUUUUCAAAUAUUGUAUUCAGUUAUGUUACAUAUUUAGUUGUGCAAGAUAAUGAUGCAUUCAGAUAUGAAUUCUUCGUUCGAAUCGCUCGAUCGUUUCCAUUACUGAAGUAUUUCCGUAUUUUCAAUAUCGAAUCACAGUUAUUAGCUGAUCUUCUUACAUUAUCAACUGACCAUAGUCAAUCAUAUUCAAUGGUUGAAUAUUCGUAUCUUACGUCACUUGAUGUGGCCUAUAGUCAUAAAGAUUAUCUUGAACAAUUUCUAAAUGAAACAAAGGCAUAUGUACCUUGUCUAACCGAAUUGAGAGUAUGUCAUCGUUACUUGAAAAUUGUGACAGAGAACUUUACAAGAGAAGCAACGCGAUGCAAUUGUGCUAAGGUGAAUCAAUUAAUUAUUAUUCAACUAUUGGAUAAUUCAGAAGAUCACUCUCAUUAUUUUCCUUCGUUAUAA